Molecule: messenger RNA, 2716 nt
Organism: Scophthalmus maximus (turbot)
Lineage: Eukaryota; Metazoa; Chordata; Actinopteri; Pleuronectiformes; Scophthalmidae
Gene: ndrg1a
Product: N-myc downstream regulated 1a
Exons: 14
Coding region: 322-1506 (394 amino acids)
Biological process (GO): signal transduction
Cellular component (GO): cytoplasm
Source: RefSeq, a predicted model, not a curated record
UUUUUCUUUGGAUUUUUACAGACACAGACACAUAUAUACAGAAACUGUGAUGGACUUUGUAUUUGACAUGCUGAACUGAAUCUAGAUAACCAGUCUAAACUCUAGAACUGGACUCCGCACUUCCACCUGAGCACAACCUAGGUGUCCUGACCCAACACCCUGGGAGAGCGAUUUUUGCCACACUUUCGCACGGAUACCAUUGCUAUGACUGAGUGUGCAACAAUCAACAGAUUAGUUGAGGGCGAUUAUAUUGGGGACACAUACCUGACACAGAUUUAACAUUCAUACGCACACAAAUCCAUCAUCUUUCUCACUUGAGAGAUGCACAAACAUUCCAUGCAGACACAAAAACAUAUCGCCUUGCGGGAUUACCUCGCCCGUGAGUUCUGCAGCGGUGAUGGGCUGGGCAGAGGAGUGGAGCACGACGUGGAGACUCCUCAUGGAAGAAUCCACUGUACAAUGAAGGGGGUUCCCAAGGGGGACAGACCAGUCAUCCUUACCUUUCACGACGUCGGACUGAACAACAAAACCUGCUGGAACACGCUCUUCAACCAUGAGGACAUGUCGGAGAUCAUGCAGCACUUUGCCGUGUGUCACGUUGAUGCCCCCGGGCAGCACGAGGGAGCUAACACUUUUUCCACUGGAUAUGAGUACCCUUCUAUGGACCAACUCUCUGAGACACUCCCACUGGUGCUGAAGCAGUUUGGGCUGAAGAGUGUUAUUGGAAUGGGCAUUGGGGCUGGGGCCUACAUUCUGACCAGAUUCGCUCUGGACUACCCGACCAUGGUGGAGGGCCUGUUGCUCAUCAACAUCAACCCGUGCGCUGAGGGAUGGAUGGACUGGGCUGCGCACAAGAUCAGUGGCUGGACUCACGCCAUGCCUGACAUGAUCAUCACCCACCUGUUUGGAAAGGAAGAGAUCCACAACAACCAUGACCUGAUUGCAACAUACCGCCAUCACAUCCUAAAUGACAUGAACCAAUUUAACCUGCAUCUCUUUGUCAAGGCCUACGAAAGUCGGAGGGAUCUGGAAAUUGAGAGGCCGGUCCCUGGGAGCAAUGUCGUAACCCUCAAGUGCCCUUCACUGCUCGUGGUUGGCGACAGCUCUCCUGCUGUGGAGGCUGUGGUUGAGUGCAACACCAAGCUGGACCCAACAAAGACUACUUUGCUUAAGAUGGCUGACUGCGGUGGCAUGCCCCAGGUUGACCAGCCAGCAAAACUGACAGAAGCUUUCAAGUACUUCAUUCAGGGCAUGGGAUACAUGCCAUCUGCCAGCAUGACCCGCCUGGUCCGCUCCCGCACCGCCUCCGGCUCCAGCGUCACCUCCUUUGAGGGCAACCGCUCCCGCUCCCACACCAGCGAGGGAAACCGCUCCCGCUCGCACACCAACGAGGGCAGCCGCAGCCGCAGCCACACGGCCGAGAACCAGCGCGGCCGCUCCCACACGGCGGGCUCCAUGGACGGCGUGGACCAAGCCGUGCCCAAGUCCACCCAGGUGUCCUGCUAAGUGAACCUCCGCUCUCUGGACACGCAAUCUCCUCAAGGUCCCUUCGGUUCGUGCUGCGCUGCCCCUGUCUGACACACACAUUGCGACAUACACCCCUUUUUUUUGCCAGAGGGACACUAAGGUAGCGUACCCGGAAUUGUAAAACUCACAAUGGACACUCGCCUGCAGAGAUUUCAGUGCAGCUGAGAUGCCCCAAUUUGAAAAUAUGAUGUCAUGAGUAGGAGGUCAAAGAUCAACGGUAUGCCUGUUUUGUCAUUCUGAAGGGACUCAAACGUAUCGUAAAAGUAAAUGCUUUUGAGCUCCUCCAUCAGGUGAGUGUGACGUUAGGGGCAACGCAGCAUCUGGGAACACCAAAGCAGAGAAUGCCAGAGAAAGCUGUGGCUCGGAGUACACCAGCUUGUACAUGUAUCGCUCAUAAUCUCUCAUACAUUUUUAAAAAAUGUUUUAAUUUCCAUUUCUUCAUCUUGUUUUUUUCCAUUUUUACCAUAUUGACACAGCUUUCUCAAAUAUACCUGACUGUAAAUGACUGUUUUCUGUUCUGACUGUAAUUGUUUGAUCAUUUAUUCUGUUAUUGUAUACGUCUGAAGUGUUUGUCGUUGGUACGUAGGAGCAGAUUUGUAGAUGUAGAGAGAGAAAGGGGAGGCACAAAAAAAAUGGCAGGUUGCUGCUCAAAUUGCAAGUGUAACUUUGAAAAAUAAAGAGACAGACUUCAAGUAUAGCAUCAUCUGUUAUUUCACCAAAUUUGUAGAAGUUACACAUCUGUCAUGAGACUGUAAACUUUGCCAUCAAUCAAAAACACUCUCCCAAACACAAAUUCAAAAGCUUUAUUACUGGACCAUGGCCUCAACAACAACAAAAAAAGUUUUGCUUCCUCUUUUUUAUAAUGAUUUCUAUGCAAUCAAUCACAAUGGAACAAAGAUGUGCCAUGGAAUUGUUCAUUUCUUAGAGGAGAUGCUCCUAUGUGGUGGUGGAUUUUUGGGUGAGUGAAGUGAUAGGUCCACAUGUUAACAUGAGGACAGCCAUAGAACUUACCUGACACCUACUCCUGUAUUUUACUUGCACUACAGCAACAUUUUGCUUGGUAGAACACAUACACUCACAGCUCUGUAAAGCUGCGAUGCACAACUGUCUAAUGCUCUAGAAAAGCAUUAAAAUGACGUAACAGUUUGUAUUUAUUUAAAAAAAAAGACAAUAAAAACCUUGUAACGGA